Messenger RNA from Coregonus sp. 'balchen', 2049 nucleotides. The record is from the annotation of a GenBank genome assembly. NCBI's taxonomy places the organism in Eukaryota, Metazoa, Chordata, Actinopteri, Salmoniformes, Salmonidae.
AUGGGAGAGGAGGGCUGGGUCUGUACGUUGGUAAUGGGAGAUGAGAGCUGGGUCUGUACGUUGGUAGUGGGAGAGGGGGGCUGGGUUUGUACAUUGGUAAGGUGAGAGGAUGGGCUGGGUAUGUACGUUGGUAAGGUGAGAGGAGGGCUGGGUCUGUACGUUAGUAAGGUGAGAGGAGGGCUGGGUCUGUACGUUGGUAAGGUGAGAGGAGGGCUGGGUCUGUACGUUGGUAAGGUGAGAGGAGGGCUGGGUCUGUAUGUUGGUAAGGUGAGAGGAGGGCUGUGUCUGUACAUUGGUAAUGGGAGAGGAGGGCUGGGUCUGUACGUUGGUAAUGGGAGAUGAGGGCUGGGUCUGUACGUUGGUAGUGGGAGAGGAGGGCUGGGUCUGUACGUUGGUAAGGUGAGAGGAGGGCUGGGUCUGUACGUUGGUAAGGUGAGAGGAGGGCUGUGUCUGUACGUUGGUAAGGUGAGAGGAGGGCUUGGUCUGUACGUUGGUAAGGUGAGAGGAGGGCUUAGUCUGUACGUUGGUAAGUUGAGAGGAGGGCUGGGUCUGUACGUUGGUAAGGUGAGAGGAGGGCUGGACCUGUACGUUGGUAAGGUGAGAGGAGGGCUGGGUCUGUACGUUGGUAAGGUGAGAGGAGGGCUGGGUCUGUACGUUGGUAAGGUGAGAGGAGGGCUGGGUCUGUACGUUGGUAAGGUGAGAGGAGGUCUGGGUCUGUACGUUGGUAAUGGGAGCGGAGGGCUGGGUCUGUAAAUUGGUAAGGUGAGAGGAGGGCUGGGUCUGUACGUUGGUAAUGGGAGAGGAGGGCUGGAUCUGUACGUUGGUAAUGGGAGAGGAGGGUUGGGUCUGUACGUUGGUAAGGUGAGAGGAGGGCUGGGUCUGUACGUUGGUAAGGUGAGAGGAGGGCUGGGUCUGUACGUUGGUAAUGGGAGAGGAGGGCCGGGUCUGUACAUUGGUAAGGUGAGAGGAGGGCUGGGUCUGUACGUUGGUAAUGGGAGAGGAUGGCUGGGUCUGUACGUUGGUAAGGUGAGAGGAGGGCUGGGUCUGUACGUUGGUAAGAUGAGAGGAGGGCUGGGUCUGUACGUUGGUAAUGGGAGAGGAGGGCCGGGUCUGUACAUUGGUAAGGUGAGAGGAGGGCCGGGUCUGUACGUUGGUAAUGGGAGAGGAUGGCUGGGUCUGUACGUUGGUAAGGUGAGAGGAGGGCCGGGUCUGUAUGUUGGUAAGGUGAGAGGAGAGCUGGGUCUUUACGUUGGUAAGGUGAGAGGAGUUCUGGGUCUGUACAUUGGUAAGGUGAGAGGAGGGCUGGGUCUAUACGUUGGUAAGGUGAGAGGAGGGCUGGGUCUGUACGUUGGUAAUGGGAGAGGAGGGCUGGGUCUGUACGUUGGUAAUGGGAGAGGAGGGCUGGGUCUGUACGUUGGUAAGGUGAGAGGAGGGCUGGGUCUGUACGUUGGUAAGGUGAGAGGAGGGCUGGGUCUGUGCGUUGGUAAUGUGAGAGGAGGGCUGGGUCUGUACGUUGGUAAGGUGAGAGGAGGGCUGGGUCUGUACGUUGGUAAGGUGAGAGGAGGGCUGGGUCUGUACGUUGGUAAGGUGAGAGGAGGGCUGGGUCUGUACGUUGGUAAUGGGAGAGGAGGGCUGGGUCUGUACGUUGAUAAGGUGAGAGGAGGGCUGGGUCUGUACGUUGGUAAUGGGAGAGGAGGGCUGGGUCUGUACGUUGAUAAGGUGAGAGGAGGGCUGGGUCUGUACGUUGGUAAGGUGAGAGGAGGGCUGGGUCUGUGCGUUGGUAAUGUGAGAGGAGGGCUGGGUCUGUACGUUGGUAAGGUGAGAGGAGGGCUGGGUCUGUACGUUGGUAAGGUGAGAGGAGGGCUGGGUCUGUACGUUGGUAAGGUGAGAGGAGGGCUGGGUCUGUACGUUGGUAAUGGGAGAGGAGGGGUGGGUCUGUACGUUGAUAAGGUGAGAGGAGGGCUGGGUCUGUACGUUGGUAAUGGGAGAGGAGGGCUGGGUCUGUACGUUGAUAAGGUGAGAGGAGGGCUGGGUCUGUACGUUGGUAAG